GGUCUUGUCAACAUAGCGACCGGAGAAGAGAAGCGGCCUAUCAAAGGCAGGAAAAAGAAUGGCGCUUCCUUAGCUUGAAAGAAGGUAAUUCGCCCUUUACAUGAAAAGAUGGCCGGAAGGAAUGGUCAUGAUGCAGACAAGAAAACUGAAGGUGUUGCUGAGUGUAAGGAAAAGAACACAGAAAACUUAGAAGACGAAGAGAAAAUCGAAAAGAGAGUGCACUAUGAACAGUUGAUUCCAGAAUGUGUUGUGUGCUUGCAGCUUUGCCACCACCCAGUCAAACUGCCAUGCAAUCACAUUUUCUGCUUCCUUUGCGUCAAAGGGGUUGCAGCAAGAAGUCACAGAUGUGCUCUCUGCAGGGCAGAGAUACCAGAUAGCUAUUUUGAGAACCCUAUCGUAGUAGAAGCAAAAGAAGCUGAGGUAGGUGCCUGUAUUGCACCGAAAGAAACUAAUGAUAAGGCAGCUAUAUAUAAAUGGUUCUAUGAAGGGAGAAAUGGUUGGUGGCAGUAUGAGGUGAGAGCAUCAGAUCAGCUUGAACAGGCUUUUCAAGAAGGCAAACAGUCAACAGAAAUCAUAAUUGCUGGGUUUACUUAUAUUGUUGACAUUGAGAACAUGGUGCAGUAUAGAAAGAAUUACCCCACUCGAAGAAGGCGCAUAAAACGAGACAAAGCCCAGGCUGAUAAGAAAGGGAUAGCAGGAUUAAAAUAUGGCAAAGAAAAUCAAAAUGGUGUGCCGGAAAGUCAAGGAACUCUUGACCAAAAAGAACAGCCGAGCACUGAUUCAUCAAAUUCGGAGGGAGAUGUUACAUCAGUGGCUGAGAAGCUAGAGAAAACAUUGUAGAGAUACACUAGUUUGGCUAAGCACUGUAAGAUAUGGUACUUAGUGGGUUACAGGUCCAAUGGUUAAGUCUAAGCAGAGUUGCGAAGUAAAAAGCACCAAAAACAAAAUAUCAGAAGUGCUUUUGAUGACAUAGAAAAAAAGAUUACUUUUUACAGCCAACUUUGUAUUCAGGCAGAGCUUGAACUGGUAAAUUAUGAUUCCUUAUAAACAUUGGUAACUAUGUUAGAAGGAGACAACAAAGAUAUUUGCUAUCAUCUGUUAAUUUCUAUAAUAUAAUAUUGUACAGUGUAGACAGAAGAUAAUUUGACUUGUGUGAGUUGUGAUUC
This is a messenger RNA of Rhopilema esculentum, 1166 nucleotides long. Its product is annotated as E3 ubiquitin-protein ligase rnf146. Lineage: Eukaryota; Metazoa; Cnidaria; Scyphozoa; Rhizostomeae; Rhizostomatidae. Gene Ontology annotation, cellular component: cytoplasm; nucleus. Gene Ontology annotation, biological process: ubiquitin-dependent protein catabolic process; Wnt signaling pathway. Gene Ontology annotation, molecular function: ubiquitin protein ligase activity; poly-ADP-D-ribose binding; zinc ion binding. The record is from RefSeq and is a predicted model, not a curated record.